Mytilus californianus (California mussel) is the source of this 1897-nucleotide messenger RNA. RefSeq names its product zinc finger protein ZIC 4-like. Bases 236 to 1627 code for a protein of 463 amino acids. Gene Ontology annotation, molecular function: DNA-binding transcription factor activity, RNA polymerase II-specific; RNA polymerase II cis-regulatory region sequence-specific DNA binding. The transcript is spliced from 2 exons. The record is from RefSeq and is a predicted model, not a curated record. Gene Ontology annotation, cellular component: nucleus. Lineage: Eukaryota; Metazoa; Mollusca; Bivalvia; Mytilida; Mytilidae. Gene Ontology annotation, biological process: central nervous system development; regulation of transcription by RNA polymerase II.
UCAUAGGAGUAUCUUACAUUUAACUGUUAUUUUUUUACAAUUAAGAAUUCCAGGCCUGCUAUUGGGAUCCGACUGAGUUUUUAUCUCGAAAACUUCUCGGAGAGAUUCACAGCGCAGCUGCUUUUCUGCAAUCAACAGUGUGAGAAGAAGCGAAACAUAAACUUUUGAGGACUUUAUUAGUCAACAAUAUAACCUCCACUGCGAUUUGUGAAAUCGAAAGGAUUUUAAUCUCCGUAUGAUUAACCGAGGAAGCAACGAAAUGAUCAGCCCGUACGUGGAUACCUCGCACAAUCCACACCUACCACCCGGCGCCUUAAAGCUGAGUCCGUCAGAUCCAGUGAUCGAAAGCAGUAUCCACAGCCAAGCCAAUUCACCGUACAGCUCACCACCGAAUGGAUAUGGUGUACCAAUGUCACAUCAUGUUGCCAGUAAUUACACAUCAAGAGACUUGCUGUUCCGUCGUCCAGACUUAAGUUUUCCUGAUACCAGUACAACACAUUCUGCAAUAUAUCCGUCCAGCGGCGGCUUCGCAUAUCCAGACAGCACAAAUCGAGUUUUGUUUCCUAGCUAUCAUGAGCCAUCACAUUAUUCAGGACAUUACAAUGACCAGAUGAGAUUUGCAUCAGACAUUUAUUCUAGAGCCGAUCAAUUUAAUCAGCUAGCGAGACCUGAGCCAUUUGGACAUUCGCAACACUUUGGUAUGGGGCAUAUGAACGCUAUGAAUCCAAUGAACAUUGCGUCUCACAGUCCCGGUGCUUUCUUUCGUUAUAUGAGACCCCAGAUUAAACAGGAACACACAUGUUUAUGGAUCGAAAGUGAUCAACAGGAGCCCAAGAAGCCAUGCAACAAGGUGUUCAACACCAUGCACGAGAUUGUAACGCAUAUAACUGUUGACCAUGUUGGAGGUCCAGAGCAGAGUGACCAUGCUUGUUACUGGCAUGAAUGUGCUAGAGAAGGAAAACCAUUUAAGGCAAAGUACAAGUUGGUAAACCACAUCCGAGUCCAUACUGGUGAAAAGCCAUUUCCAUGUCCAUUUCCAGGCUGUGGCAAAGUCUUCGCCAGAUCUGAAAACUUAAAAAUCCACAAGAGAACACAUACAGGCGAGAAACCAUUUCCAUGCGAGUUUCCAGGAUGUGACAGAAGAUUUGCUAAUAGUUCGGAUAGAAAGAAGCACUCGCAUGUUCACACUAGCGAUAAACCAUACUGCUGUCGCGUUCGAGGUUGUGAGAAGACAUACACCCAUCCUAGCUCACUAAGAAAACACAUGAAGAUUCACGGUAAUAUUUCACCUAUUCCCGACAACGAAUUCUCUACUAACGAUGAAAAUAGUGAAAACAGUGACUCUACCCAUAGUCCAAAUUCCCUAAAGUCUAUGCAGCCAUUAUCAUCAUCACCUUGCAGCAGUGAUUCCGAAAGUCAACACCACGACCAGCAACCUAUGUCUUCUGCUACUAGUCCAGCACUUCCGGUUCAUCCAACGCCCACACUUCCGCAAUCUAGUUUGUCGCAAUUAAACGAAUGGUACGUAUGUCAGAACACCAACGUGUCUCAAUCUAGUGAACAUUUGCCUAUGAACAGUUUUUGUAGUCUUGCCAUGCAUCAACAGCCGCUGCUUCAGUUCUCUUGAUCAACCGAUAUCAAAUGAUAUAGUGCAUUUUUAUUUGAACAUACAUGUGUAUGACUGUUUUGUUAAUAAUGUUAUUGAAGAUUGUUAAUGUGAUAUUUACGAUAUUUCCGAUUGAAUCUCAUUAGUGUGUUUACUUUAAAAACAUUAGUGCUAAUACGGCACCGUGUAAAUAAUAUAAUGAACGCUAAAGAUGUAUAUGACGGUUAAUAUACCUCAAUUUUGUGCAAUAAUUUGACGUAUGAAGAAAAUAAAAUAAUUUAUAAAUGUUUA